AGCUAAACAGACUAGUGAGAAGAUAAAGCAAACAUGCUGGCACUGUUCUUUAUGCAGCUCUUGCCUAUAGCUACAUGUCAUACACGUAUGAAAAGAUAAAACUUAGAGCUGCCAUAUUGCGGAUUCCCACGCAAGACUCUUGUUCUGGCCUUAGCACAAGCCUGGAGCACUCUUGAGAUUUGGCAGGAAAAUGUUAGCUGUGUUCGAGAAAGCAAUUGGAAACCCGCCCGAGGAGUUGAGUCUUCCCUCAACUGGGUUGAAAAAUUCUAAAAGCCGGCAAGACAUCGCGGAAAAUUUUCAGUCACUAUGGCCGGACUCAACAUUUUACAACCUUUCAAAUGGGAAUUUCAUGGCUGUGUCACAUGAAGAUGAGAGUCCAUUGCUACCUAGGUCUAUAGUUGUCAUAGAUGACAUCUUCUGCAUAUUUAUUGGGACUCUAGAGAACAUGAGUGAACUUAAGCGACAUUAUGGCCUUUCAAGACAAGCAACAGAAGCAAUGGUUCUGAUUGAAGCUUAUAAGGUCCUAAGGGAUCGAGCACCAUAUCCACCUGAUCAAGUCAUCAAAGAUCUUGAAGGAAAAUUUGCGUUUGUUCUCUUUGAUGCCAGGUCUCAUAUCCCUUUUGCAGGCAGGGAUCGGGAUGGUAGCGUCAAUUUCAAAUGGGGAAUGACUGGAGACGGGUCCUUGAUAUUUUCUGAUGAUCCCAAUCUUAUUGAAGAAGCUUGUGGGAAAUCUUGCUCUGCAUUUCCUCCAGGAUGUAUUUUUAUGGAGGGAAGCGGGCUUGUUAGCUUUGUGCAUCCGCUUCAUAAGGUUCGAGCAAUUGUGCGUGAAGACGAUGAUGGAAAAAUUUGUGGAGUUACUUUUCAGGUGGACUUACUCACACGGCUUCACAGCAUUCCGCGUACGGGUAGUGCUGCGAAUUGGGCAGACGUUGCCGUUGUUGAGGCAGAAUGAUGUGUCGCCGGGUGAGAGAAUGGACUGAACUCUGUAAACUAGUGUUAUAAAUCCCUAAAAAGUUGAAAUGGACUUGUUUAUGAAUGUCUGAUAAACCAGUGGCUAUGUGCCUGAAAUUUCUGGAAAUUACGUGUUAUCAGAAACUUGUUUUAAGGUGA
This is a messenger RNA of Mangifera indica (mango), 1110 nucleotides long. RefSeq names its product stem-specific protein TSJT1-like. The record is from RefSeq and is a predicted model, not a curated record. The transcript has 5 exons. Lineage: Eukaryota; Viridiplantae; Streptophyta; Magnoliopsida; Sapindales; Anacardiaceae. The coding region runs from base 191 to 952 and encodes 253 amino acids.